AUGAUCUCAGGAGGACCUACAGGAGGAGAUACCCACCGAGCUAGACGACGCUACCUCGGCAAUCUCAAGAAUGACCAUGAAGUUCGCCAGAUCUCUGCAAUGAAGUGUCGCCAAUAUCCCACCAUCUCGUUCGGACCUGAAGACGAAGCAAACCUCGAUGAUUUUCAUUGUGAUCCCCUCCUCAUCACGAUCAAUGUAGGUGGAUACGACGUGGCCCGUGCCUUUGUCGAUUCAGGAAGUUCUGUUGACGUCAUAUCUUAUGAAUGUUUCCAGCAAAUGGAACUCGAUCUCCCAAUCUUCCCCGUCACAACCCCGAUAUUCGGAUUCACGGGAGGGUCCCUGACACCAAUCGGACAAGUUAAAAUCCCCGUCACCUUAGGGAUACCCCCUCGAACACGUACACAAACUGUUAAUUUUGUAAUUGUCGAAGGGUCCUCUACCUCGUACAACAUCGUGGUAGGUCGGCCAAUGAUGCACAUCUUCCGGACGAUCCCUUCGACCAUACACCAAAAGCUUAAGUUCCCGGUUGAUGGGGUAAUAGGAGAGGUUAGGGGUGACCAAGCUCAGUCAAGAUCUUGUUACGUCGAGAUGGUUAAAAUGGCGGAGAAAGGACGACGUGACACUUUCACUAAAGAAGACCUAGGGGAUUAG
This is a messenger RNA of Erythranthe guttata (spotted monkey flower), 651 nucleotides long. Lineage: Eukaryota; Viridiplantae; Streptophyta; Magnoliopsida; Lamiales; Phrymaceae. The record is from RefSeq and is a predicted model, not a curated record.